AUGACGGCACGUAAUGCUACUACGACCAAUAUUAUGUCAUCAAAUGAUGUUCCUUUUACUGUGCAUAAUUUACGAGUUAGUACAUCAUCAACUUACAGUUCACAAAAUAAAUUUGUCGGUAAGAAGAGUACACUAGAAAAAUCUGAAACAAGAACAGAUGAUAAUAUCCAAAUUUCUUAUGAGUGUAUAAAAAUUUCAAAAUAUACAGGUGAAUAUUCGAAAGUAAAUUUACAGAAAGAUGAUCUUUAUUAUUCACAAUUAGAAGAUUUCGGACAUGCAACACUCGAAGAAUUUGAUCCUUUAAAAUCUGGCUGCAGAAUUGCCGAAAUUUCAGUCGAUGACAGAACGUUGUUACUAAUUUACCCCAAUAAUGAAAAUAUCUCCCAACGAGAGUUCACUUUCCCCGGAACGGACAUUAUUGAUGACGAAAAUAUUCAUUACAUUUUAUAUGAUGUAAAUGAACUCAACGGACGAUACAACAAUCAAAACGGUGUUGGUGUAAUAACCAAUUGCACUGAUUCAUGCAAGGCAGAGUUUACUUGGUAUAAAGAUGAUGAAAUAUAUGAACGGGGAAUACUAAGAUAUUGGGUACCUAUAAAUGAUGUCAAUAGUGCUUAUAAAUGUAUUAUUAAAUGCAACUCCCUUAAUUUAGAAAUGGAAUCAAGUAUUUUCAAGUUCACCGAUAAUAAUCAAUCUGAAUCGUUGAAGAGCUUACUCGGAAUAUUAAAGGAAAGUAAAAGUUGUUCGAUUCCAUCUAUAAAAAAAGAAUCUUUUCGUAUUUAUCGGGAAAUCUUGGGUGCCGGUGCUCAAGGAAAGGUAAAAAAAGGUUGGUGGAAUGGAUCAGACAUUGCAGUAAAAACAAUCGUUUUGUCAGAGGCCAAUGUGAAAUUGGCUUGCCGAGAAGUAAAAGUGCUGGAGGACAUUAGGCAUCCCAAUAUCAUUCAAUUGAUGGCUUUCUGUGCAGAAAAAGAUAGAAUACACCUUGUCAUGGAAUUAUUCGAAAGCUGUUCUUUAGAUGAAAUUCUUUUCGAUAGAGAAGUUAAAGAAGAAAAUAAGUUAACGUUGAUGAAAAAGCAUAAAAUAUCUCAACAAAUUUGUCAAGGCAUCAAUUAUCUUCAUAGCAAGGAGAAUCUCAUUAUUCAUGGAGAUAUAAAACCCGCCAAUGUUCUUAUUCACUCGAGUGGAAUUGUCAAAAUCUGUGACUUAGGAUUAAGUAAGUUUAAAAAAAUGACUUCUUCUUUAAGAACUACUGUUGGACGAACUAGAUAUGUCAGAGGAACGCCAUUGUAUAUGGCUCCAGAACUAUUAUUACAAAAUAUGGAAGUAACUCCGUAUUCAGAUAUAUGGUCGUUAGCAUGUACACUGGUCGAAUUGUUGAAAAGUCAAUUUGGGGUGAUUUGA
This is a messenger RNA of Chrysoperla carnea, 1401 nucleotides long. RefSeq names its product probable serine/threonine-protein kinase samkA. Gene Ontology annotation, biological process: protein phosphorylation. NCBI's taxonomy places the organism in Eukaryota, Metazoa, Arthropoda, Insecta, Neuroptera, Chrysopidae. Gene Ontology annotation, molecular function: ATP binding; protein kinase activity. The transcript has a single exon. The record is from RefSeq and is a predicted model, not a curated record. The coding region runs from base 1 to 1401 and encodes 466 amino acids.